AUGACAAUUGCCCAACCCCCUCUGAUGACCUCCGAUAGGUCGGAUUCACCGAUUCCUGUGAUCUCGCCAACAAUAGAUACCGGCCAAACAAUUUCUGGCGCUCAAAGCUAUAUAUCCCCAUAUUCUGCCUCGCUUAUCACUGGUCAUCAAAUAAACAUGCCGACGGAUACUGCUUCAAUACCCAGAAGUCCCAUUGUCAGCAAUCAAUUUUCCACUGCGCAACCCAAGCUCGCCGGGUCAGCCUCGCAACUCGGAUCGAGCUCGAUAGCAGCAGGGCCAAUGCCCGAGAAGGUGGGUGAGAUUGGUUACGUUCCCCCGGCGGAGCCGACACUACCCCCUAAUUUGGUCACCAGAGAUUUCGCACCACAGACUGAGCUUGGCGUUGAGCUGUCGACCCCUUCUCAAUUUCUGCGCCCCGUACGCUCCGCGCAAGCUUGGAGUCCAACUCUUUCCGGUUCUUACCACGGCCAUGGCCCGACGAGGCCGAACAAACCGCGUGAAAGGAUUACACCAUUUAGGAUGUUUUUCAAGCCAGUCUUACUGGCGGCUUUUGGAGUCAUCGUCAUUUCUCUAACUUUCGUUGGGCUAGCUCAGGUACAAGAGCGGAUCAACAACAACAACAAGAACAAUCGCGCAAAGGCUGCUUCCAGCAGCAGUGAUGAUUUGCCUAAUCCCAGUAAUCAUGAUGAUACAUCUUCUGGAAGCACUGUCGGUAGUUCAAACGGAGGCGGCAACAACAACGCUUCUUUCGUAUACAUAGGCACUUUCUUCAUAGUUGCCUUACUUGUAGAAAUUUGGAUUUUCGUGGGGGCCCUAAGACGUCUCUAUCAUCGGCUUGGCCUGUGGGUGGAUCAAGAGUACUCUACACAACUUCCAGACCUAUCAGAUCCGGAGGCUACAUUUCCACCGCCGGUAUUACCUCUAUGGGCCAAAUUUCUUGGAAUCAAGCCGCAAGCAGUCCGACGGCCUCUACUCCCAUCUUACAUGGCUGUCCUCGGAAUUAUCAGGAAUGGAGGAAGAUCAGGAUCAAACGCGGAAGGUACGGGUGAUGCUGAAGAUAGUGAGGUGAUACGCACUCUGGCGAUUGGUCAAGGUCAAGCCGCACCUGCUUUCAAUGGGGAAGAGUUUCAAAGGUCUACUGUAAUUUUAAGAGGUCCACCCAAGCGAAAUAGUACUCUCAGUAAUUCUCCAUCAGUCCGGUCCGGAGGAUUAUUGCGCAGUUUGAGUAGGACGUUCACCGGCGGAUUCAGCCACAGCAACUCGACAAGCCAGACAAACGAAAACGGCCAUCCGACUAAUGCUAACAGACGGGUUUCUGUCGCCUCGGUCAUGAGUCACGGAAGACGGAUGUCUGGAGCUCAUAUGACAAUCCCAGAAGCUAGAGAAAACAGUUUGAAUGAGCAUUCAACAACAAUCGAACUAUCUGAGGUACCCCUCACGCACAAUGCGGCUUACCUUCAUCACCUAAGGAGGGCUAAUUAA
This is a messenger RNA of Puccinia triticina, 1482 nucleotides long. RefSeq lists its product as uncharacterized. The coding region runs from base 1 to 1482 and encodes 493 amino acids. The transcript is spliced from 3 exons. The record is from RefSeq and is a predicted model, not a curated record. NCBI's taxonomy places the organism in Eukaryota, Fungi, Basidiomycota, Pucciniomycetes, Pucciniales, Pucciniaceae.